Molecule: messenger RNA, 1677 nt
Organism: Tympanuchus pallidicinctus (lesser prairie-chicken)
Lineage: Eukaryota; Metazoa; Chordata; Aves; Galliformes; Phasianidae
Gene: NTAQ1
Product: N-terminal glutamine amidase 1
Exons: 6
Coding region: 66-707 (213 amino acids)
Cellular component (GO): nucleus; cytosol
Molecular function (GO): protein-N-terminal asparagine amidohydrolase activity; protein-N-terminal glutamine amidohydrolase activity
Source: RefSeq, a predicted model, not a curated record
CUGCCAGCAGGGGGGGCGUGGCUGCCAGCAGGGGGCGGGCGCUGCGCCGCCGGGUGGGCCCGGCCAUGGAGCGGCCGUCUCCGUCUUCGUACUCUGCGGCAGUGCCUCCCCGAGCUGCCUGUGUCUACACCAGCUGCUAUUGCGAAGAGAACGUGUGGAAGCUCUGCGAGUACAUCAGGAGCCAGGAUCGCUACCCUCUGGAAGAGUUCUAUGCUGUUUUCAUAUCCAACGAUAGGAGGAUGAUUCCACUCUGGAAACAGAAGUCAGGGCACGGAGAUGAACCUGUUGUCUGGGACUACCAUGUUAUCCUACUUCAUGUUCCGGGUGGAGAGCAGAACUUCAUUUAUGACCUUGACACUGUGUUGCCAUUUCCGUGUCCUUUUGAGAUGUACAGCGCGGAGGCCUUUAGGCCGGAUGACAGCCUUCAUCCAGAGUUUCACAGGAAGAUCAGAAUGAUUCGAGCAGAUUUGUACUUGAAGACAUUUGCUUCAGACAGAUCUCAUAUGAAGGAUGCAAAUGGGAAAUGGCAGAAACCUCCUCCUUCAUACCCUUGCAUUGAAACUGCUGGUUAUUUUCACAGCCUGUCAAUGAGAACAUACAGUAACAAGCCCACAGAUAGGAAAUCUCUGAUCAGUAUGGUUCUGAGUCAGCACAGGAUGGUUGUUGUAUCAGACCAGCUCUGGAAAAAGGAUAUACGAGGCAUCUAAACCCAAACUGCAGAUCAGCACAUUUCACUGAGCACUCUGGGAUCUGCAACUGGGACAGAAUGGUUUCUACCUUUCCUACUGAGGUCAGGUGAGAUAAAAUUCCAAGCAAAAAGCAGUCGUGGUUACUCUUCUCUCAGAAACAUGUCAGAAACCCUUUUGACCUCCUUCAGUGGUUCAGGAAUUAAAAAUAAGUAAAAUACAAAGUGUUUGGCCCCAGCCAGCCUGAACAUCCCUCUUGACUACAGGUGGGUCUCUGUCAGAUAUUUCAUCCUGUCUGCAUGGCACGGCCUUGCAGCAAGCAGGAAGCUCAGGGCUGGAAGGAACACAAACAAAUGAAAGAGCCUGAGAAGUAACAGAUUCUGGGUUUGCCAAAGGUCUGUUCACUUCUGAAACACAUAAGGCAUCUCUGGAUCCUGACUGCUGCUGUGACCCAAUUCCUUCGUUGCAAAGGGUCCCUGAUUCAGAUGAGUUUGGAUCAGGACACUGUGGGGAAAUACCCCCUCUGCCUUUGAGUAGUUGGGAUUUUAUGAAUGCAGAGAUCAGUAGGUGCCUGUUGCAUUGCAGUUGCCUGCUUUAGUUGUUAUUUGUGCAGCGGUGCUCUGACACCCUUUCUAGGCUGCUGUUACAGGGAAAAAUCUUUGUCAUGCAUGCUGUUCUAUGACUAAUGAUGCUGAUCAGGUGAUGCCAUUAUUGAUUAUUGCUGCAGACAGAGGGAGGGGUCAGGGACAAAUCAGAGAAUCACUGAAUUGUAGGGGUUGGAAGUCCUGUUGAGACCAUGUUACAGAUGCUGGGUACAGACGUUCUUGUAGUACUGCACAACUUGCAGAAUGUUGCUGUACUGCUGCUCAGCAGAUGUGCUCUGAACUCUGCCCUUUUAAACUCAGCUUUCAAUGUUUUGUUUCAUGAGAUUUUCAUUACAGCUGCUACUGAAGCUGAAUCAGGAACUUCAUGCUUUUACUCUUCUGCUUCU